Dovyalis caffra is the source of this 972-nucleotide messenger RNA. NCBI's taxonomy places the organism in Eukaryota, Viridiplantae, Streptophyta, Magnoliopsida, Malpighiales, Salicaceae. The record is from the annotation of a GenBank genome assembly.
AUGCCUAACUUGACAAAAUUAAAUAUUAUGAGGACUCUUUCAGAAGCAGAGUUUAAAAAUCAGUUCCCGUUUUUUGGCGAAGCCUACGAUCCUCUUGACCCUACUGGGAAUAUUACAAUCAAAUGGGACAUCAUAAGUUGGACUCCUGAUGGCUAUGUCGCUGUUGUCACGAUCUUCAACUUCCAGCAGUUUCGUCACAUUCAAGCACCAGGGUGGUCACUGGAAUGGACAUGGGAAAAGAAGGAGAUAAUAUGGAGCAUGAUGGGAGGCCAAACAACAGAGCAAGGAGAUUGUUCAAAAUUCAAAGGAAAUGUUCCACAUUGUUGUAAAAAGACUCCGACAGUUGUCGAUUUAUUGCCAGGAACUCCUUAUAACCAACAGGUUGCAAACUGCUGCAAGGGGGAGUUAUCAGCUCAUGGGCUCAAGAUCCAGCCAAUGCAGCAAGUUCCUUCCAGCUUAGCGUUGGUUCAGCUGGAACUAGUAAUGAAACAUCCAAAAUCACCACAGCUUCCAAGUCCAGGCCAAAAGAACAGCCUUACGCCUCUUGUCCAAUGCUCAAGUCAUAUGUGCCCAAUCAAAAUUAACUGGCAUGUUAAGCUUAACGACAAGGAUUACUGGCGGGUUAAGAUCACCAUUACAAAUUUGAAUUAUCGUAUGAACUAUACACAAUGGAACUUAGUUGUCCAACACCCCAAUUUCGACCAUCUGACCCAGGCUUUCAGCGCUAAAUACAAAUCAUUAGCUCCUCAUUCAACUACUAAUGAUACUGCCAUGCUGUGGGGAAUUAAGUCCUACGAUGAUGUACUGAUGCAAGCUGGUCGUUCUGGUAAUGUUCAGCUAGAGUUGCUUUUCCGAAAAGACAAGGCACCAACUUUUACUUCCCAGAAGGGCUGGGCCUUCCCUCGGAGAAUCUAUUUCAAUGGUGAUAAUUGCAUCAUGCCUUCUCCGGAUGCCUAUCCCAUGGUUGCCUAG